CUCAAGAAAUUAACCGGUCGGCCGUUUGCCAUCUCCAUGGCCAUCUGCGGACACCACACUGAGAUUAUUGGUCCCGUUUUUAGAAAAUUUAUAGAGGAAAUAAAAGAAAUACCUUUUAACUUUAUUAUACCUUUGCUUUGACUCUCUCUCUCUCUCUCCGCCUAAUUGUCCACAAGCAACAACAAGCUUCCACUUCAUUUUUAUACCUUUUUUCUUUUGCUCUCUCUCUCUGUCUCUCUCUCUCUCCGCUUUCCCCUUUCUCUACACACCAACCGGAAGCUUGUUAGCCCAUAGCAAACCAAGAACACUCCCUCUUUCUGCACUGCUUGUUCUUACUUUUAUUCUGUUUGUUUAUUUAUUUAUUUUCUGCACAAGCAAGGUCCCCUCUCAACUUCCUGAUCUUUCAAGCAGAUUGUGAUAAAAACACGAAUUGGACUGCCCACUGCAAAUAUGAUGUUUUAGUGAUGGAAUCCGGGCAAUGGUUUUGUUCGAUAUGAUGUAGGUUUGAUUAGUGUGUCGUAUGAUGGCCUCAAAAGGUAGCAAAGCUUCUCCAAAACCACAACUCAAAUCAGUUGGUGUUCAGAAAGCAGAAGCAAACAAUCUCAAGACUUUGUCUUCACAGGUUUCAGAGACGAGCAAGUCUGACCUGAUUAAUCAUGACAAGGUGCAAAGGUCAAUAGAAAACACACCCAAGCAGGUUAUGCUAGAGUUUUCUGAAGAUAAAAAGCUAUCAAAUUCUAAUAAAAAAGAGACUGCUGAUUCAUUGAGCAUCAAGUUGGGAUCAAGUUCUUCUAUACCUACCCUUGAGCAUGCGUCUAUUGUAGCAGAUUCUUCUAUUAAUGAGACUAGAGGCUCGCAGGAUGUUUCUCUUGAUCAAGAAAAGAAAACAUCUGAAUAUGGCAGUGUUAAAAGUAGUUCUGUCUCCGCCAAAGUUAGUGAUGGAGCCAGCAGCCUUGCUAAGACUAGUGGAAGUGCUAAGAUCAGUGAUCGUGUUGAAUAUGUGGAGAGUGGAAAGAGCAGCUUGUGUAGAGGAAGCACGAGUAGUGAUAUAAGUGAUGAGAGCACAUGUAGCAGCUUUAGCAGCAGUAUCAGCAAACCACAUAAAGCAAAUGACUUGAGAUGGGAAGCCAUCCAAGCUGUCCGAGCAAAAGAUGGAGUUUUGGGUUUGAGUCAUUUUAGAUUGCUGAAGAGGUUGGGUUGUGGGGAUAUUGGGAGUGUCUAUUUGUCAGAGUUGAGUGGAACAAAGUGUUAUUUUGCAAUGAAGGUUAUGGAUAAAGGCUCUCUUGCCAGUCGUAAGAAGCUACUUCGGGCUCAGACAGAAAGAGAAAUACUGCAAUCUUUGGACCACCCAUUUCUUCCAACUUUGUACACCCAUUUUGAAACAGAUAAAUUCUCAUGUUUGGUGAUGGAAUUCUGCCCUGGAGGAGAUUUGCACACUCUUAGGCAGAGGCAACCAGGGAAGCAUUUUCCUGAACAGGCAGUAAAAUUUUAUAUAGCAGAGGUCUUGCUUGCUCUGGAAUACCUCCAUAUGCUGGGAAUAAUUUACCGUGAUCUUAAGCCAGAAAAUGUCCUUGUGAGGGAAGAUGGACAUAUAAUGCUGUCAGACUUUGACCUUUCCUUGAGAUGUGCUGUAAGUCCAACACUUGUCAAAACCUCAUCUCUUGAGUCUGAGCCCUUGCGAAAGAAUCCAGUUUAUUGUGUUCAACCAGCUUGUAUUGAGCCUUCCUGUAUCCAACCAUCAUGUGUUGCUCCAACAACAUGCUUUUCACCCCGCCUCUUUUCCAGCAAAUCUAAGAAAGAUAGAAAACCCAAAAGUGAGCUAGGAAAUCAAGUUAGUCCAUUACCCGAACUAAUAGCAGAGCCGACUGAUGCUAGGUCUAUGUCAUUUGUUGGGACCCAUGAGUAUUUGGCACCUGAGAUUAUUAAGGGUGAAGGUCAUGGAAGUGCGGUAGAUUGGUGGACAUUUGGGAUCUUUCUAUAUGAGCUCUUGUUUGGUAAAACUCCUUUCAAGGGAUCUGGGAAUCGGGCCACAUUAUUCAAUGUUGUUGGCCAGCCUCUACGAUUUCCAGAAUCACCAGUUGUCAGUUUUGCAGCAAGGGAUCUUAUAAGGGGUUUGCUUGUAAAAGAACCGCAGCAUAGGUUGGCAUACAAGCGAGGAGCAACAGAAAUAAAGCAACACCCAUUCUUUGAAGGUGUAAAUUGGGCAUUGAUACGCUGUGCCACCCCACCUGAGAUUCCAAAGCCAGUUGAGGUUGAGCGGGUACCUGUCCCAGCAUCAACAAGUGAAAAAGCUACUAGUGCUCCAGCUGUUCCUGAUAAAAAAGGUUCUGAUAAUUAUCUGGAGUUUGAUUUCUUUUAGAUGGUAUUGCUUGGAAUUUGCAAAAUUAUUUUCAUUUAUGGGGAAGAAUUGUCUGAAAACCUCUCAGGGGUUGUUGGUGAUGAGGAUCAAAUUUUUUCAUUUUCGUUUACCCCCACCCUUCUUUGAUAUAUUGACAGAUGAUAAGGAAAUGUAUGCUUGCUAUUGCCUCUUAACAUUUACAAAUCUGUUUUCCAUA
Ricinus communis (castor bean) is the source of this 2555-nucleotide messenger RNA. RefSeq names its product serine/threonine-protein kinase D6PKL2. Gene Ontology annotation, molecular function: ATP binding; protein serine/threonine kinase activity. The transcript is spliced from 3 exons. The record is from RefSeq and is a predicted model, not a curated record. The coding region runs from base 521 to 2359 and encodes 612 amino acids. Lineage: Eukaryota; Viridiplantae; Streptophyta; Magnoliopsida; Malpighiales; Euphorbiaceae. Gene Ontology annotation, cellular component: plasma membrane; cytoplasm; nucleus. Gene Ontology annotation, biological process: protein phosphorylation.